CGAUAAGUCCGCGGCCGCGCGUUGUUUUGAUGAAAUUCGCAAGUUGAAAAUUAAAAGAAAACCGAAUAAAAUAAAACGUCUACACCUGAUUGUCGGUCAACUAUGUCGGCUGAAGGUAGAAUGGACGCACUAACCAAUUCAGUGGAGGAGGAGGAAGAGAGUGGCCCACUGAAUAUAAACAAAUUAAUUGGCGGCAAUAUUACUGCCAAGGACAUAAAGCUGCUGCAAAUGGCCAGCCUGCACACAGUGGAUUCUGUGGCCAAUGCGACGCGCAAGUUUCUGCUGGCCAUACCCGGCCUUGGUGGCUCCAAGGUGGAUCAAAUCAUUGCCGCGGCCACCAAGCUGGUGCCAAUUGGCUUCCUCAGCGCCCGCACAUUCCACCAGAUGCGCGCGGAUGUCGUUAUGCUGACGACUGGCUCCAAGGAGCUGGACAAACUGCUGGGCGGUGGCAUCGAGACGGGCUCCAUAACGGAGAUCUUUGGCGAGUUCCGCUGCGGCAAGACGCAGAUCUGCCACACGCUGGCAGUCACCUGCCAGCUGCCCAUUAGCCAGAAGGGUGGCGAGGGCAAAUGCCUCUACAUAGACACCGAAAGCACUUUCCGACCGGAACGCCUGGCGGCCAUUGCCCAGAGGUUUGGUCUGAAUGAAACUGGAGUCCUGGACAACGUCGCCUGUGCACGGGCCUACAACACAGAUCAGCAAACGAAGCUGAUCCAAAUGGCUGCGGGCAUGUUGUUCGACACGAGAUACUCCUUGGUUAUUGUCGACAGCAUCAUGGCCCUGUACCGCUCGGACUACACUGGCCGCGGCGAACUGGCCGCCCGUCAGAAUCAUUUGGGGCUGUGCGUGCGCCUGCUGCAGCGCUUGGCCGAUGAGUUUGGCGUGGCUGUGGUCAUCACCAACCAAGUGACGGCCGUGCUGGACGGCGGCGGUGGCAUGUUUGUCGCUGAUGCCAAGAAGCCCGUGGGCGGGCACAUUCUGGCACAUGCUUCCACCACGCGGCUGUAUCUGCGAAAGGGCAAGGGGGACACGCGCAUCUGCAAGGUCUACGAUUCUCCUUGUUUGCCAGAGUCUGAGGGCAUGUUUGCGAUUCUGCCAGACGGCAUAGGCGAUGCCAAGGAUGCGAAUUGAUUAACUACAUAUCAGCUAAUAAAU
This is a messenger RNA of Drosophila guanche, 1155 nucleotides long. It is a transcript of the gene spn-A, whose product is annotated as DNA repair protein Rad51 homolog. The transcript is spliced from 5 exons. The record is from RefSeq and is a predicted model, not a curated record. Gene Ontology annotation, biological process: reciprocal meiotic recombination; mitotic recombination-dependent replication fork processing; DNA strand invasion. Gene Ontology annotation, molecular function: ATP hydrolysis activity; ATP-dependent DNA damage sensor activity; single-stranded DNA binding. Gene Ontology annotation, cellular component: condensed nuclear chromosome. Lineage: Eukaryota; Metazoa; Arthropoda; Insecta; Diptera; Drosophilidae. Bases 103 to 1131 code for a protein of 342 amino acids.